GAAUGAAAGGUGGUGCUGAUUGAUAAACCCACAAAUGGUGGUAAAUGUGUAUAAUGCAGUAUUUCCAUCUUAAAAAUAGAUUAGAUUCGGUGGAUAAGUGUCGAAAUGUGUCGUUUUUAUUUGGAAAAUCCUUGAACGGUGAAGUGCGAAUUGUGUACGAUUAUUCGCCGUGCCCCAAUUUCUCGAAAUCUAUCAAUUAUCGCCAGGAAAACAAACGCAUGCGUGUUACGGGCGGUACACAAAGAUCCGUAAAUGUGGACCCCCUCGGCAGUCAGCUGUAAAACGGUUUCUCGAUGAUUUAACUCGAUUUUCUCGGGUAGUUUUAAUCGGGUACUGUGCCGUUUUUAUGAACUGUUACCCCGAAACAUGAGUUACACCACGCUAUGCGCUAUUGUGUUCAUUAUUUCACCGUUUAUCGAAGGUGCAAAUCGAUUAAAUGAGUACAUCUCCCAUUUCGAACCUUUAACCUACGACCAUCAAGACGUCCACAAAUCGCAUCUUCGCGCGAAACGUUCCGUUGUUCGAGAUAACGCCGUACAUUUGGCUUUUAAAGCACACGGCCGAAACUUUCGGUUACGUUUGAAACGGGAUUUGGGGGUUUUCAGUGAAAACCUCGAAGUGCACAGUCCCGAUGGUCCUUUAGAAGUCGACACUUCUCAUAUUUACACUGGGCACGUGAUUGGUGAUCCAAAUAGUUCAGUGUUUGGUUCCAUAAUCGACGGUGUUUUUGAAGGAAAAAUCGUCGCUUCCGAUUCGUCUUAUUACGUUGAAAAAGCGCGGCAUUAUUUUCCCGAGGAAAAACACCAGAAUCGAACGUUUCAUUCGGUUAUUUACGAUGAAAAUCACGUAGAAGAUCCGUAUAGAGAUGUUAGAAAAGGUGGAGGUUGCGGGGUUAACGACGAAGUUCAACAGUGGAUGGAAAAGAUUCAAUAUUCAGGGGUUGACGAACCCACCGAUUUAAACUAUUUAAAAGAAAAGCAUAAAAAGAAUAAGAAGAAGAAAAACGAUAAAUAUAUAAACGAUAUAUUCGAAGGGUAUAAAGAAAAAAAUGAAGAAGCUUAUUUGAAAUACACGAAAAAUGCUAAUGAGAAAAUUAAAAAUAAACGGAAAAAACGAGCCACCCGACGAGAAGAAAAUCGAAACACUUGCUCUUUGUAUAUACAAACGGACCCAUUAAUUUGGAAACAUAUUCGUGAAGGAUUCCCUGAACAUGCAGAUCCUACAAAAGAAACUGAAAUUAACGAAAAAACCCGUGAAGAAAUUUUAUCAUUAAUUGCCCACCAUGUAACGGCGGUUAAUUACAUAUACCGUGACACGAAAUUCGAUGGAAGAAACGAGCAUAGAAACAUAAAAUUCGAAGUGCAACGCAUAAAAAUCGACGACGAUUCCUCGUGUAACUGUCGCGGUUACAAAUGCGAAAUAAACCAAUUUUGUAUGGAAAACAUCGACGUGAGCAACUUUUUAAAUAUCCACUCGCUUGGAAAUCACGAAGAUUUCUGUUUGGCGUACGUAUUCACGUACAGAGACUUCACGGGUGGUACUUUAGGUUUAGCAUGGGUCGCCUCGGCAUCCGGAGCAUCUGGUGGAAUUUGUGAAAAGUAUAAGACUUAUACGGAAACGGUUGGUGGGAUGUAUCAAAGUACUAAAAGAUCUUUAAAUACCGGAAUUAUUACUUUUGUUAAUUAUAAUAGUAGAGUUCCACCAAAAGUUUCACAAUUGACUCUAGCUCACGAAAUUGGUCAUAAUUUUGGAUCGCCCCAUGAUUAUCCGUCUGACUGUCGACCUGGUGGUCAAACUGGUAAUUUUAUUAUGUUCGCUUCAGCAACAAGCGGUGACCGUCCAAACAACAGCAAAUUUUCAACCUGUAGCGUAGGAAAUAUCUCGAUGGUUUUAGACGCUAUCGAAGAUAGCAAAAAGAAAAACUGUUUCACUGCCUCCGCGGGUGCGUUCUGCGGAAAUAAAAUAGUCGAAGCUGGCGAAGAAUGCGAUUGUGGCUACGAUGAUGUUGAAUGUGACAAAGAUAAGUGUUGUUAUCCAAGAAUUAUUAGCGCUGAAGAUAGACGAUUGAUUACUAAUAACACAAACAUCAAAGGAUGUCAAAGAAAGAAAGGAAAACAGUGCAGUCCUAGUCAAGGUCCGUGUUGUAACCACGAUUGUAAAUACGUCGAAGCAUGGGAAGAAGAUGUUUGUAAACCGGAAUCUGAUUGUUCCGCAUCAUCAAAAUGCAAUGGAAAAUCGGCGGAUUGUCCCCAACCUCAGCCAAAACCGGAUAAAACUCGUUGUAAUAACGGAACUCAAUUAUGUAUUAAAGGGGAAUGUAGCGGAUCAAUUUGUCUUGAAUGGAAUCUUCAACCAUGCUCAUUAACUUCGCAGGAUACACCUAAUAUUGAUAAGCGGAAAUUAUGCGAAUUAGCUUGCCAAAACGGUACGGAUAUUUGUCGAAGUACCAGUGAAUUUGCCGAACAGGUUAACUUACCGAAAGGCGGAAUUAGUCUUCGUCCUGGAUCACCAUGUGAUAAUUUCCAGGGUUAUUGUGAUGUAUUCUUUAAAUGUAGAGCCGUCGACGCUGACGGGCCAUUGGUACGACUUGUAAAUUUGCUAUUAAAUAAAGAUACUUUACUCACUGUUAGCCAAUGGGUUACCGAGUAUUGGUGGGCUGUUUUAUUGAUGGGUAUUGGGUUUAUCUUGUUUAUGGGUCUAUUUAUUAAAUGUUGCGCUGUUCAUACGCCUUCUUCCAACCCAAAAAAACCACCCGCAAGAAGAAUAAGCGAAACUUUAAGAAGACCUAUUACUACAUUAAGAAGAAUGCGACAUUCUGGAAAUCAUCAAGGUGCUUCAUCGCGAGGUCAAUCAAUACCGGGUCGAAAUCCACCUCCACCAAGAACAGGAAGGCCGUCUGGGAGUCACGGUCCACGACAGGGUUACGGUGAAGGUCGCGGCCAGUACUACGCCCCCAAAGUAGAUUAUUCCUUGUUAGCAACAGCACCACCUUCAGGAGCAGGGGGUCGGUCGCAUCCUUACGGAAACGCUUAUGAAAUGAGACAAAAAGUCUGACAACAACAUCAACAGGGCGAAGGUGAUUCGCAGCGGCACGUCUCUCCACCUCCUGAAUAUGAUUAUGGUGAUCCUAUGAUGAGCAUUCAUUUUGAGGGUCCGGCAGCUAAUAAUUGUAAUCGGGGUGAUUUGUUGAAAGGUGGUGAGGUGAAUAGUUGACUGUGAUGAAUUUUUGUUUUUUGGGAAAUUUGGAGGGAAAUGAAUAAUAGUAUUUUUGUAAAACUUGAUAAAAAUUUGAUUUUUUUUUUUGAGAAUGGUUAAAGUGCUAGUCGAUAUUACAAAAUGAGAAUAAACUAGGUGAGUGAUGUGGUGCGUAAAGAGAACGGUAAAAUAAUGAACAAAUAGUAUUUGUAUUUAUGAUUAUUAUUAAGGUGAAUAAUUGGAGUUUUUUUAUUAUUCGAAACUUAAAAGAAAAACAAGUGUUAUUAGAUUAUUUUUAAUUAAAUUAAUGUUUAAACAUUUCCAGUGGUUUUUAAUAAUUAAAUUGAGAAAUACUGUACUUUAUUGAUAAACACUAUAAGCGAAAUGUGUUCAAUUUGUUUAAUUGUUGAUUUAUCCAAUAAUAAUACAUAAAAAGAAUAUUCCAACUUCGUUGCUUGUGCAAAAUAAUCGAAGUAUUUUUGUAAAUUUUGUAGCUAAGGUGACGUUUUAGAUGUUAACUUUGAGAGUUGUAUAAAAAAUAGGAUAUUUUGGAUUCGAUGCGAUCUCUCCCCGAACUAACAAUAAGAAAGAAAUCAUACAAAAUAAUAUUAAAAUUACUAGGCGCUAUUUUUCUAAACACACCUAAAUUUGUUAUUUUUUUCUGAAAAACUCAGUAUUGCUGAUCUGAUCGAUAUUCAGGCGAUUGUGAUAAAAAAAUUGAACGUGCAUUUAUUUAUUAGAAUUUCAUUUUUACUUUUUCGACUUCAUGAUAAUUAGUAUUAAUACGUUUUUUAAAAAAAAGAAAUUGUAUUCGCAAACGCUAAUUUGUACUAUUUAGAAGCGUUGCGCGAUGAACGGUUCUUGAAUCUCUUUCAAUUUUUGAUAUUUGUAUGAUAUUAGAUGCUCUCUCCUCUCGUUAUAUUCAAAUAGACGAUUUUUGAAUCGAACAAAAUGAAAAAAAAUUCUUUGACCAAUCAUGUUUGUUGUGCAAGUGGCUUGUACAUGUGUAUUAUAUUUUCACUGAGAAAAAAUGAUACAAUCAGUGACCCGAAUAAUGUGAAUAUUUAAGUAACAAAAACCAA
Messenger RNA from Onthophagus taurus, 4277 nucleotides. It is a transcript of the gene kuz, whose product is annotated as zinc-dependent metalloprotease kuz. Lineage: Eukaryota; Metazoa; Arthropoda; Insecta; Coleoptera; Scarabaeidae. Gene Ontology annotation, molecular function: metalloendopeptidase activity. Gene Ontology annotation, cellular component: plasma membrane. Gene Ontology annotation, biological process: membrane protein ectodomain proteolysis; Notch signaling pathway. The record is from RefSeq and is a predicted model, not a curated record.